AGCGCAGAUCAGUGAGCAGUGUGUCCGCACUGCCUCUUUAAACAUCUCUCCUCCUCCUCCCCGUCUCUCCCACCGUGUCGCUGUCUUCCCCAUUUCGCUGCUUUGUUUUCAUUGUCGCUCUUUUUCGGAUCAUGGCUGCUCAUUCUACCGAAGAACCGUUCCCCUUCCACGGGCUGCUCCCCAAGAAAGAAACCGGCGCCACGUCUUACCUCACUAGGUUUCCCGAGUAUGACGGCCGAGGCGUGCUCAUCGCCAUCCUCGACACCGGCGUGGACCCCGGGGCCCCCGGCAUGCAGGUCACGACUGAGGGGAAGCCAAAGAUCAUCGACAUCAUCGACACGACAGGCAGCGGUGACGUGAACAUGACCACGCUGGCAGAGCCUAAAGAUGGGACAAUCACUGGCCUCUCCGGAAGAAUACUUAAGAUCCCUCCUGCCUGGGUCAAUCCAUCAGGGAAGUAUCGCAUUGGAGUUAAAAAUGGCUACGAGUUCUUCCCUAAGGCUCUCAAGGAAAGAAUACAGAAAGAGCGAAAGGAAAAGAUGUGGGACCCUCCGCACAGAGCUGCACUCGCUGAGGUCUCUCGCAAGACAGAAGAGUUUGACCUGGCUCACCCGACACCCGCACAGAUGGAGAAGCUGCAGAAAGAAGAGCUGCAGAGUCAGUCAGAGCUGCUGGCAUCACUAGAAAAGAAGUACAGCGAUCCUGGUCCUGUGUAUGACUGUGUGCUUUGGCACGACGGCGUCACAUGGAGGGCUGUAGUGGACACAUCAGAGUGUGGAGAGCUGACCCAGUGCACCGUGCUGAGCUCUUACAGAGAGGCGCAAGAGUACGCCACGUUAGGAAAUGCCGAGAUGCUUAACUACUCUGUAAAUAUUUAUGAUGAGGGAAACACGCUCUGCAUCGUCACCAGCGGAGGGGCUCAUGGGACACAUGUGGCAAGCAUCGCAGCAGGUUACUUCCCAGAGGAACCUGAGCGCAACGGCGUAGCCCCCGGAGCUCAAAUCCUGGCUCUGAAAAUUGGAGACACUCGUCUCAGCACCAUGGAAACAGGGACAGGACUGAUCCGUGCGAUGAUUGAAGUCAUCAACUACAAGUGUGACCUGGUUAACUAUAGCUACGGGGAAGCCACCCACUGGCCUAAUUCUGGGAGGAUUUGUGAGGUGAUCACGGAGGCUGUGCAGAAACACAACGUGAUGUUUGUUUCAAGCGCAGGAAACAAUGGCCCGUGUCUCUCUACGGUCGGCUGCCCCGGGGGAACCACCAGCAGUGUCAUAGGAGUUGGAGCGUAUGUGACUCCAGACAUGAUGGUGGCAGAGUAUUCCCUGAGGGAGAAGCUGCCUCCCAACCAGUACACCUGGUCGUCUAGGGGACCCAGCACAGACGGGGCCCUGGGGGUCAGCAUCAGCGCCCCUGGCGGUGCCAUUGCUUCUGUACCCAACUGGACUCUCCGCGGUACCCAGCUGAUGAACGGCACAUCCAUGUCAUCCCCUAACGCCUGUGGAGGCAUCGCAUUAAUCCUCUCAGGACUGAAGCAGAAUGGGAUCAGUCCCUCUGUCCCUGCGGUGAGGAGAGCGCUGGAAAACACAGCAAUGAAGGUCGAUGACAUCGAGGUGUUCGCACAGGGCCAUGGAAUAAUCCAGGUGGACAAGACUUUAGACUACCUCACUCAACAUGCCUCUUUACCCACGAGCCACCUUGGCUUCUCAGUAAGUGUGGGAGCACAGAAAGGCAUCUACCUCAGGGACCCAGCCCAGAUUCUUGCACCAUCUGAUCACGGAGUAGGAAUUGAACCCAUCUUCCCAGAGAACACAGGGAACUCCGAGCGAAUCUCCUUGCAGCUACACUUGGCGCUCACCUGUGCCACCCCGUGGGUCCAGUGUCCCUCCCACCUUGAGCUGAUGAACCAGUGUCGUCACGUCAAUGUCCGCAUCGAUCCCGUGGGACUGAGGGAGGGAGUGCACUACACGGAGGUGUGUGGGUAUGAUACAGCCGCACCCACCUGUGGCCCUCUGUUCAGAGUUCCAAUCACAGUUAUUAUCCCCGCCAAAGUGACAGACAGUCGGAAUCAGGAGGUCUGUUUCACAGACGUCCACUUCAGACCAGGCCAGAUCAGACGCCACUUCAUCACUGUUCCUCAGGGAGCCUCCUGGGCAGAGAUCACACUGACCUCUCACUCAGGAGAUGUGUCGUCAAAGUUCGUUCUCCAUGCUGUUCACCUGGUCAAGCAGAAAGCGUACAGAGCUAAUGAAUUCUACAAGUUCUCUUCACUGUUGGAAAGAGGAUCACUAACUGAGGCCUUCCCUGUGCUGUCGGGUAAGGUAGUAGAGUUAUGUAUCGCACGCUGGUGGGCGAGCCUGGGUGACGUCACGGUGGACUACAGCAUCUCGUUCCAUGGACUCACCACUUCCCCGUCACCCCUGCACAUACAUGCCUCAGAGGGAGUGACGAGUUUUGAUGUGUCAUCGCCUCUGAGGUACGAGGAGGUGUCCCCCACUAUCACGCUCAAGUCCUGGGUUCAGCCUCUCAGGCCUUUAAGUUCAAAGAUUAAAGCCCUGGGUGUGAGGGACGUCCUGCCCAACAACAGGCAACUCUACGAGAUCGUCCUCACCUACAGCUUUCACCAGCCUAAGAGUGGUGAAGUUACCCCCAGCUGUCCCUUGCUGUGUGAGCUGCUUUAUGAGUCUGAGUUUGACAGUCAGCUCUGGAUGCUGUUUGAUCAGAACAAGAGACUGCUGGGCUCAGGGGACGCCUACCCGCACCAGUAUUCUCUGAAGCUGGAGAAGGGCGACUACACCGUGCGUCUGCAGGUCCGCCACGAGCAGUCCAGCGAGCUGGAGCGCCUGAAGGACCUGCCCUUUGUGGUUUCUCACCGUCUGUCCACCACGCUCAGUCUGGAUGUCUACGAGACACACCGCGCUGCCCUCAUGGCCAAGAAGAAGGCGAACUCUGUCACCUUGUGCCCGGGCGCCACACAGCCCUUCUACAUCACGUCCCUGCCAGACGACAAGAUCCCAAAGGGGACGAGUCCAGGCUGCUAUCUUUCUGGCUCUCUGGUUGUCCCUAAGAGCGAGUAUGGCAAGAAAGCAGGGCAGGCCUCUGCAAAACGACAAGGAAAAUUUAAAAAGGAUAUCGUCCCGGUCAUCUAUCACUUAAUUCCUGCUCCCAACAAAACAAAGAACGGAGGGAAGGAGAAGGACAAGGAAGGCGACAAAGAGAAAGACGUGAAGGACGAGUUCGCAGAAGCCAUGAGAGACUUGAAGAUUCAGUGGAUGACAAAGUUGGACUCAAACUCCAUCUACGAUGAACUGAGGGAAAACUACUCGGAUUACCUUCCGCUGCACGUGCAAAGACUGCACCAGCUGGACGCUGAAAAGGAGCGAGUAAAGCGUCUCAAAGAGGUCCAAUCAGCAGCUGACAUCGUCAUCUCCCACAUCGACCAGACGGCCCUGGCUGUUUACCUCACCAUGAAGACUGACCCCCGGCCUGAUGCCGCCUCCAUCAAGACCGACAUGGAGAAGCAGAAGUCGUCCCUGCUGGACGCUCUCUGCAGGAAGGGCUGCGCUCUGGCUGAUCAGCUCCUGCUGCCCCCUGCACCUCAGGAUGGCGCCAGCGCCACAGGUCAGACGGCAGCAGACGCAGAAGUCGUGGAACAGGUGGCCAGCAGCUCCAGCGACAGCAUGCAGAACGUGGCCAAAGCCCUGAUGGAUACGUUCUGGGAGGUGCAGAAGUGGGCAGAGCUGACCGACUCCAAGGUGUUGAUGUUUUCAUACAAACACGCUCUCGUGAACAAGAUGUACGGCCGAGCCUUAAAAUACGCCUCCAAGAUGGUGGAGGAGAAGCCCAGCAAAGAGAACAUGAGGAACUGCAUCCAGCUCAUGCGACACCUCCAGUGGACACACUGCGCCACCUUCAGCGAGAACUGGCUCCCUGUCAUGUACCCCGCAGACUACACACCAUUCUAGACACACACACACGCAAACACACACACGCACACAUGCAUGCAUGAGCGACAUGGUCCAUAACAUGGUAACUUGGAUAUCAUGUCCCUCAGGGUCACAUGGUCUAUGCAUCUGGCUUUUCAAACUCAGAUGUAGGUGAACACCAAAAAGACGGACAACACCGAGCGUGAAUGGUUUGACACACUCGACACCUUCAGAAGGUGAAUUCAUCCCGUCUUUAAACGUCUCUGUCCAACACCUGUGAUACCGUAACUCAGCGCUUUCUCACCUCUGUGUUGUCCUUUUUUUUUUUUUUUUUUUUUUAAAUGUUGGUGUCAUCUACAUUAUUUUUGAAGGCUUUCACAUGCGCCCAUCCCCAACUGUCCGGAAUCCAUAUCAUAUCACUAACCUCAUCCUCUCGUGUAAAUACUGUAAAUGGGCCGUUGUGGAUAUCUCAAGACAAAUGAACAGUUAACAUAUCUACUCACUUUAAAAAACAAAAACAAAUCAACCACAACUGGCCGCUACGAUGCUUCACUGAAAAGACAGGAGGACUUGCUGCUGCACGAUGUUCGGACUAACGAAGAGGCUGAUCCCCGAUUUACAGGGAGGCUUGGACAGAACUUAAUGUCUUUCUUAAUUUAGUUUUUUUGAUCGAUUGUUUCAGGCCUGGUUGAUAAAAUUAACAUUUAGUCUCGUCUGACUCACGUACACAGUCUCAGAACACAAAACAGCAUUGAGGUGCCUUCCUACAUGUACCUUACCUUUUUUAUCUGCGGUGGAAAAAACAGACGGGCUUUUGCGCCCCAGGAAGCCGCAAAAUCACUAGUCAGCACUCAGCCAGCUUGCAGUCAUUUCACCCGUCAGCCUUUGGCGUCAAACAUGGUUUCAGAGCUCAUCUCAGCAGUACGACGUGUCCGUGCACUGUAUGCAGGCCGUCAGUGACUUGUCAGGUAACGGGAAGCCACAAAAAACAAAAAUAAACGUUUUCUCUUUCUUGGCUUCUGCUUACCUUCAGAGGCGUUUGGCCACCCACGUCGCACCGCUGUCACCUGAGCGGCAUGUUUGACGGCCAUCUAACAGACCUCACUAAUAUGACAAGUGCAGUCGCGGGCAGCAGGAGGAUGUUUAAGAUCAGAUUUCUUAGUAGAAUGUUCUCACAGUGUUAGACGUUUCUCUGCGGCAUUCAAAAUGUUGCAUUUGUACACAAGUGUCAUAAUAUAUUGUACAUACACACAUAACAUAAAAAUAUUAAGAUGCAAUAGGUAUAUAAUACAAAUAUUAUUCUAAUUGAUGUAUUUUGCAUAUAUGCAUGUCUUCUAGGAUGUAAGGAAAGAAAUAGUUUUAUUUGGAAGCAGAUUUUAGUUUGUUUCAAUUUGAAGGAAUUUUUAAUCCCAAACCAGAUUCAGACGAUAUCCACUGUUGUUGUUUUCAUGAGUGUGUGUUUGUGAAUGACUUUACAUGUACUUGUGAGCAUAUUUCAUGUAUGUGAACAUUUUCUCCCAACAGAACUGAAAUUAUAGCCAUUUAAAAAGGGGGUUAAGCAUGAGUUGUUGUUUUUGUUUUUUUCUUAUUUACUUUAUAGGACCACGCCAGAGGUUUUGUAUGUUUCACCUCGUUUGCUACGGAUCACGUAUACGUCACAUCACAUCAGUUAUUUUAGGCUGGGUGACUAUUGGCUUGAGUUGUAUAAAUUCAUAGUGAACACAGUCUGCAUUAAAGGCCCUCUUUUUAAAAUGAGUGGCGCGGUCCGACACAAAUGUUUGGCCAAAGUUUGAAGCUGUUUUCAUUUAAUUUCAUAUUUCACUGGAGAAAUUUCUCUUUUUUUUUUUUUGUCCGAGUGUUUCUCCUCUCUUGAGCUGAUACAGGCAUAUUUCUGAGCACCAAUCAGAAUUUUAGUAAUGUUUCAUUCAAAAUAUGAUGACAGUCCUGAUGAAGCACAUCGAUUGACUGAAUUUUUGAAUGUUCAAUUCUUAAUAAAAAAUAAAUAAAAAUAUAAAAACUAACUUUUCAUCUUACAGAAUUUAAACUUUGUCUUCAGAUUGUUUUUGAAAAGUCUUCAAUGAACCUUUUAAUAAAAAUAACGGCAGACUUGCUGUUCAUUACGAUGAAUUAUACCACUUUAAGGCAUACGCUAUAGUUAGUAUUGCACUUCUGUAACAUUAACAAAACCUUUCUCGAAACCUGGCGCCUACAUUAUCCACAAUGCAACCCAACCAGGGGCAGUUUGAAGUCUACGAUUUGGCUUCAUGUCAUAAUAAAUUGGAAACAAUGUUUGUAAAUAUUCAGCAGAAAUGUACCAUAUGUGAUUUUUUUUUUUAGCAGAGGAGCUAAAAGUUGCAAAGACUCUGGUGUGGUCUCAACAAGGACAUGUGACUGUUUGUUUACACCGUGCCAGUGCAAGAGAGGACCAUGCGAAAGAUACGAACUACAUAUUCACUUUUUAACUUUUAUAUUUGUGGUUUUCAACCUUUAUCAGUUCUGGAUGUUUUUAAAAAGACAAGUGUGAAUUCCCGUCACAGUCUGUAGUAUUGGUGUAACCAAAGAACGAUUUUUCCCAUGUUAAAGUUGGUUUAGUUGUCAAAGGAUGGAAGUUAAAAUGCUAAAAUUUGGACAUGAUAGGUAUCGAAUUGAUUUCCCCUGAUGUUUUUAGUCCUCUCACAACUGGCAGGUGCGUGCUGCAGAAUGUAAAAUCAGCUGCUUUCAAGCUAUCGUCCUCAUGGGAGUUGAAAAUCUUUUUUGGGACGACUGUACAUACACAACCACUCUGUGGUUACAACUCAUGUUAACACCUUGUGUGUCUGUUUUUAGCUGUGACUUGUACACACUGUCUGCGGUGGUCUCAGCACAGGCUUCUCUGAGUGUGUGAGAUGUUUACUGGAGCCAGUUGGGUUUGGUUUUACUUGUGUUUUUUUUUUUUUUUCAUCUAUUUGCAUCUUCUGUUUUCAUCCUCUUCUUUGUGUUAGUCGUUCGGUGCAGACAGAUGUUACGUUCAGGGCUCAGCUGUCUACAGUACGUGUUGCCAAUGACAGUCUCCGAAAAUGGCCUUAACUUACACCAUGGGACUGUACCGUCCAUUUCUGGCACCUCUGUUGCUCUCACUUCUGCUGGUGUCAGGAAACACUUCAGAAAUGCUUCUUCUGGAUGUUGAGUGUUUAUAUUUAUAGUCAUAAAAUCUAGUAAAUGCCAAUAUUUUACAGAAUGUUAUGAGAAUUAAGGUUGUAUGCUCUUAUUAGUAUUAUUUUAUACCCAUUCUUCCUCGAUGACGUGGGAAAGACCUGAGCUACUGUCACAUGAUUUUGUGGUCACAUGGAGUUAAGUCACAAACAAGGAAAACAACACUGAAUAAAAACGAUUUGGAAGAA
Messenger RNA from Larimichthys crocea (large yellow croaker), 7303 nucleotides. RefSeq names its product tripeptidyl peptidase 2 (gene tpp2). Gene Ontology annotation, biological process: proteolysis. The record is from RefSeq and is a predicted model, not a curated record. Bases 132 to 3962 code for a protein of 1276 amino acids. Gene Ontology annotation, cellular component: cytosol. Gene Ontology annotation, molecular function: serine-type endopeptidase activity; tripeptidyl-peptidase activity. The transcript has 29 exons. NCBI's taxonomy places the organism in Eukaryota, Metazoa, Chordata, Actinopteri, Sciaenidae.